AUGGAAAAAAUAACCAACAAGGGUCAUGUUUUAGUUCUCCCUUUCCUAGUACAAGGCCACAUAAACCCAAUGGUUCAAUUUUCAAAAAGAUUAGCAUCAAGAGGAGUUAAAGUAACCAUACUAAUCAUAGAGUCUGUUUGCAAGAACAUGCCUAAAGAGUUUGGUUCAAUCAAGAUUGAGUCCAUUCCACAUGAUAACUCUCCACCAGAAAAUAUUGACAAAUAUUUUGCAUGGUUCUUUACUUUGGUAUCUAAAAACUUGGGAGCAAUUGUUAAGAAACUAUCUCAUUCUGAGUAUCCUGUGAAAGUUCUUGUUUAUGAUGCACUCACCACUUGGGCAAUUGACCUUGCACAUCAACUAGGACUCAAAGGGGUUGCAUUUUUCACGCAAUCUUGUUCUCUUAGUUCCAUAUACUAUCAUAUGGAUCCUCAGACAAGUGAAAUUCCCUUAGAUGGCUCUGUUGUAUAUUUGCCUUCACUUCCAUUGCUAGAAAAGGAAGAUUUGCCUUCUUUUAUCUAUGAGAGUGUUUUGUAUCCAGCUAUUACCGAACUUGUCUUCAGACAGAACAUCAAUUUCAAGAAAGCAGAUUCGCUUUUGUUCAACAAAUUUGAUAUGUUGGAGGAGGAGGCAGUUGACUGGAUAAUUAGAAUUAAGUGCUCAAUCAAAACCAUUGGACCAACUAUUCCAUCAAUGUAUCUUGAUAAGAGACUAAAAGAAGACAGAGAAUAUGGUUUGAGUCUCUUCAAGCCUAAUGAUGAAAUUUGUAUGAAUUGGCUAAAUUCAAGGGAAAUUGGGUCUGUUGUUUAUGUAUCAUUUGGAAGUUUAGCCAGUCUUGGAGAACAACAAAUGGAGGAACUAGCUACUGGCUUGAUGACGAGCAAUUGCUACUUCUUGUGGGUUGUUAGAGCUACCGAAGAGAACAAACUCCCCGAAGAAUUCAUGUCUAAGGCAAAAGAGAAAGGACUAGUUGUGAAUUGGUGCCCUCAACUCGAUGUGUUGGCUCAUCGAGCUGUUGGAUGUUUCUUUACUCAUUGUGGAUGGAAUUCAACCCUGGAAGCGUUGAGCUUGGGAGUGCCAAUGGUUGCCAUGCCCCAUUGGUCCGAUCAACCUCCUAACGCGAAAUUUAUUAGUGAUGUAUGGCAAACAGGAAUUCGCGUUAAGGCUGGAGAAAAUGGUAUUGUUUAUAGAGAUGAAAUCGCGCGUUCCAUAAGGGAAGUCAUGGAGGAAGACAAAGGUGUAAUGCUCAAAGAGAAUACAAUUAAAUGGAAAAAAUUGGCUAAGGAAGCAGUAGAUGAAGGAGGAAGUUCUGAUAAGAACAUUGAAGAAUUUCUUUCAAACAUAAUGUAGUGUCUCUUCUUCCAUUUUGAUUUAUAUUUUAUAGUACGAUGAUUACAAAUAAUAAUUUUAUAUGUUAUGUUAUAUUAUAAGUUUGUUAUAACAACAUUUCGUUGUAACAUUCAAACAAUAUCCAUAACAUACUCAGUGUGAUCUCAUAAGUGGAGUCUAAGGACAAAGGGGUGUAGCCGACCGUAUCCCUACCCUUGUGGGUGUAGAAAGUUUGUUUCUGGAA
Molecule: messenger RNA, 1570 nt
Organism: Capsicum annuum
Lineage: Eukaryota; Viridiplantae; Streptophyta; Magnoliopsida; Solanales; Solanaceae
Product: UDP-glycosyltransferase 74E2-like
Exons: 2
Coding region: 1-1347 (448 amino acids)
Molecular function (GO): UDP-glycosyltransferase activity
Source: RefSeq, a predicted model, not a curated record